Molecule: messenger RNA, 627 nt
Organism: Didymodactylos carnosus
Lineage: Eukaryota; Metazoa; Rotifera; Eurotatoria; Philodinida; Philodinidae
Source: the annotation of a GenBank genome assembly
AUGACAGCAUCAAUGACCACAAGAUCAAUGGAUAACAAUGAUUUUGUUGCAAUAAUUAUGAAAGAUCAUGAAAAAGUAAAUGAACUUUAUGAUGAAUUUAAUACUAUUGGUAAUGCUGAAGAUCAACAACAAAUUUUAUUUGAAUUUAUUCGUGAAUUAAGUGUACAUUCACAUAAAGAAGCAUUAUUUUUAUAUCCAUUAAUGGAAAAAGUGUUACCCGAUGGUAAAAAAUUGGUUAAAGAAGCGAUCGAUGAACAUCGAACAGUUGAAACAUUAUUACAACAAAUAGAUAUGUUAGCUGAUGAUGUACAAAAUAUAUCAAAAAUAAAACCGUUAUUCAAAAAAUUAAUGGUGGAUUUAACUAAACAUAUUGAAGAAGAAGAAACAGAUUUAUUACCAAGUAUGAAAGAAAAUUUGGAUAAAUCAACAGCUGAUCAAUUGUUAAAAGAUUGGCAAACGGAAAAAGUAUCAACACGACCUCAUCCCGAUGCACCAAUGGAAGCAUCAGUUAAUGUUCUUGCUGAAGCUGAUAGAAAAGCGGCACAAGAAGAUAAAUUAUUAGAUAAAAAACGUUUUGGAAGUUCAAAACAUGCAAAUGAUGAUGCAAAGAAAAUAUUACAUCAUUAA